This is a messenger RNA of Sycon ciliatum, 1992 nucleotides long. Its product is annotated as BTB/POZ domain-containing protein 19-like. Lineage: Eukaryota; Metazoa; Porifera; Calcarea; Leucosolenida; Sycettidae. The record is from RefSeq and is a predicted model, not a curated record. The transcript is spliced from 9 exons. Gene Ontology annotation, molecular function: protein binding. The coding region runs from base 307 to 1179 and encodes 290 amino acids.
UCUACUGGCUAUGAUCUAGUACACGGUUCGUUGCUAGGGGAGGGCUACUUUCUCCCCAACUCCGGCAAGACUGAACUCUGAAGUCGUGGCCAUACCUUGUCUUUGACUUUUCAGAAACCUACCUGCUUGCAGGAGUCGAGAGAUAGUGCACGGUUGUUUGUUGGCUGUCGCUACCGAACACUUGUGUCUUCAGCGUUAGAUUUCACUGAGACUGCGGUCGUAAAUCAUAAGUGGCCGGAACGGAACAGGACUCCGACUGAUCGCUAGCGCUGCAGCUGCUAGACUAAUUCGCUAUCAAUUAUUAUCAUGUCCAGUAGUAGUCGACAGAAGUCACUCUUCGGAGCACCAGAUGCGUUUGCCACGGAGAUGAGCAAGCUGGUCAACAGCUCCGAACUAAGUGAUUUACAGUUCGUCCUUGGCGAGGAUCGACACCUUAUCUAUGCCCAUCGCUGCAUACUGGCCGCAAGAUGUGAGGUGUUUCGGGCCAUGUUUGCGGAGAGGAGUGCAUCAGACGACAUGCCCUUUGUGCUAUCAGAUGUUCAGCCGAUCACGUUCAUUAUGAUGCUGGAGUUCAUCUACACAAACAGAUGUUUACCGACAUUGGAACAGGCAGUGGACCUGUUGAGCACUGCGGUUGAGUACGGUCUACCAGAGCUUGUCAAGGUGUGCAUCCGAUUCAUGACAGACCGGCUAACCGUGGAGAAUGCUUGCGAAUAUGUACAGGCAGCACUUGUGUAUGAGCUCACAGACCUCCAGUCAACGUGCAAGCAAUUCAUUGAGAGUCACACUGCAGUUGUGUUCCAGUCAAGGGGAUUUCACGAGCUGUCCGAGGAGACCAUGAUAUUCGUUCUGAAAUGCAACGGACUACAGCUGGAUGAAGGAGAAGUACUCAAGCACGUGAAGGAAUGGGCGAGCGUUAACUCCGUUGUUACAGGAGAGUCGCUUGGGGAGACGUGUCGCAAUGUCAUAGAGCAUGUGCGCUUUCCACUGCUGGACCCAGAUGAGCUCAAGGUCAUAGAAAAGGAGAAUGAAAAGAAAAAAUACAUUCCGGUACGUCUGAUAUCAGCGGCAUGGAGGUUCCAUGCUACAAAGCACGCCGUGCCAGGUGACCCACAGGUGACGGUACGCAGCGGCACCCUGCGUCGGCCAUCCUUGCAGCCACUCGGCCAUGGCUUGUAAUGUCUGCUAUGAGCUAAGCUAUCAGCCUUCCACACUGGCAAGACAGAAGCAGAAUAGAGUGUAUGGACGUGUGGUUGGCUGCUAACAUACACAGGUCAGGCAUGCACACCCAACAGCGUACAUUGCUGCUGGAUGAAGCUGUUGGCAGGUUCACAGCUCCGGCAUUGCAGUGCUGUCCAUGUGCAAAUCUGAGCUGCUGACAUUGUGUUCGCAUUCUACGGCCGACCUCGUUCUCACGUAUCCGUGCAGAGUAGCGCGGGCUGGGGAGCGGGCAGUGAAGGACAACUGGCUUAAAAUCAAUCCGUGGGCCAGUGGGGCCACAGAUAGGUGCAAUUAAUUCGCAAGAUGCAUACAGUCGAAAGCAGAAACUGGGCACACCUGCAAUGCACAUGCAUGUUCGUGUUCACAUUUACACAGCUCUUUGCAUCACCAGUCCGACAAUAAUCACACUUGAAGUAGCUCACUUCUGAGCAUUGUGUUGUAAAUAAUCAACUCGAUUAUUCCUGUAGUUAUGGUAGCUGCUGGUAGUGCUUUUUUAUUUCAUUUAUUUACAUUUCGUCCCUCUCUUGAGUCCGGCUUAGCAAGAGGCUUGAUAACAUUGGUUACUCUGUUGAUCUGCAAUAGUGCAGCACUGUUCAAUGCGAUUGCUUCAAGUUUCACCCCGCUGAAGUUAUGUUCUCCUGGCAGGAAAUUCUCAGAACUCCGACAGUGUCAAUUAUUCAUUAGAGAGAGAGAGAGAGAGAGAGAGAGAGAGAGAGAGAGAGAGAGAGAGAGAGAGAGAGAGAGAGAGAGAGAGAGAGAGAGAGAGAGAGA